CCGGCGGGAGAAAUAUUAUUUUUAUAGUGUACUGUGUAUCUAAUCACCGAAAACAUUGUGCAUAAGUACUCAAGAGUACGCGCGCUGUUCCGGCUUCUGCUUCUUACUUCUCAUCUCCCGACGUCAGGAGAUGGAUGUGCCGAUUAUCAACAGUUACAGCGGAUUGUCUUUUGCAUGAGUUACUUAUCCCUUAAAGUGAUGAGAAAAUUAUAUGGUUAAUUGGUUAAAUGUGCCUUUUUAUGCCACUGGUUCGUGCGCAGGCCCGUGCUGAAUUGUAAUCAUAAUCAUAAAAUAAUUCUGAUAAACUUGGAUGAAAUCAUGAAGCCGCACACCGUGAAAAGUUGCAAACGGCCUUUUGACUGUUGGUUCGGCUAGGAUGUAAACAGAGCCUGUAUAUGCGUAUGCUAUUAACCUGUCGUUCCGGUAGAUGAAUUUACCAUGAUUCGCUGCCACAGACUGUCUGUACCAAGUGCCUGACUUUUCCUGUCUAACACUAUCGUACGUUGACGUUGGAGCGGAAGUUGUAGCGCAACUGAAUCGAGCGGAGGGACGCGGUGGCCGACACUGGCCGGAUGGCGUCCGACGGCUACUCGGGCGGUUGGCGCUGGGCGCCGUACAGCGGCCUGCCUCCCGCUAGCAGCGCCCGACCGGAAGGCGGCCAGUCCUCCUCCUCCGACGCCGAAGAGAGACAGGACGCGGACUGGGAAGCGUCGCCGCUGGCCCGCAUGAUCGCGUGGUUCUACGACAACCACAACCUGACCGGGGCAACGGCCGCCACCGCGCCCGUCCUGGGAUCCGUCUCCGAGCUGUACGCGGCCAGCCACAACGCCAGCGAGCCGGUCAAACUGCCGGCGGCCUGCUACGGCGUGGACAACGCCAUCCCGCUGAAGGGCAUCUACUUCGUCGUGGGCCUGGUGCUGCCGCUGUUCGUGCUACUCUUCUGGCUGUUCAAGGCCAUCGACCGGCGCGUCUUCGGGCGGCGUUACCGGCGUCUGUUGUACGGCGGGGCGCGUAGCGGCUACGAGGUGCUGGAGGACGCCGAUCUGGACAUGCAGGCGCGGGUGCGCGCCGACGUCCUGCUGGAGGAGAAGCUGAUCAAGCAGCGCACCGAGGCACUCAAGCAACUGAGCACGACCGGCCGCACCGAGUUCGACCGGUCGCAGCUGGAGGAGUGGGUGGCCGACGCCACCUCGCCCAACAGCACGCACGGCUUCUGGCUGAUGGUGGUGGCCAUCGGGUGCGCCAUGGUCUCCCUGGCAGUCUACCUGGCGUCCGUCACAAAGCAGCUGCCCAGUCUGGAGAUCUGCGGAACGAUGCCCAACGGGCAGCAGUGCCUGGACCUGCUGGCCAACGCCUACCUUCUGGCCUACCUUAUUAUUCGAGUUGCAGGGACGCACGACAAACUGGACGCGCUGAUGAGCCCGUACUCCUUCGUCGAUUAUCUGGUGAUCCCGGCCGUGGUGGGCGGUAUCUGCCUGAACCGCUACUUCACCGGUUUCAGCUUCCUGCGCUGGUACAACCUGAUGUGGCUGCUGGAGCUGGUGGCGCAGCGCGGCUUCUUCCAGAAGCAGAGCAGUCUGAAGCUGACCUACCUCGUCCUGCUGGUCGUCGUCAUUCUGACCACGUCGGCCGGCGUCCUGCAUUUGUUUGAGAACGCCGGCGACCACUCGCUGUGGUCGGAAAAGGCCUACAACGGGCAGUCGGUGACCUAUUGGAAGUGCUUCCAGUAUUUGUACGGCCGACUGACCCUCAUCGAUCUCAGCGGGCUAAAAGUCACCACCAUCAUGGGCAAACUCACCGUCUACCUCUUCCAACUGGCCGCACUCACAACAAUCGGUCGCACGAUCCCGCAAAUCGUGUCCCUGGUCAAACGGACACCGGACUACGAUAAAGACUACAAACCUCCCAAACACUACCUGCAUGUGGUGGUGUCCGGGACGGUGUCGAACGACGCCAUCAAGCUCUUCCUGCAGGAGUUCUACCAUCCCGACCGCGAUGUCGGGCGACGCGUGCGAGUGGUCAUUCUCGGCGAGCAGCCCCCGGAUGCCGACACCGAGCGCAUGGUGAAGCAGUAUUACAACCGCGCCGAGUACCGGCGCGGCUCCGUCAUGGAACCGCGGGAUCUGGCCCGCAUUCGGGCCGCCGACGCUGCCGCCGUCCUCCUGCUGGCCGACGUGGAGAGCCCCGAACCGGAUUCGGCCGACGCCAUCAACGUCAUGCGCGUCGUCUCCGUCAAGGACCUCCGCAACGAGAUGCGCGUCCUCGUCCAGAUUCUACAUUACAAGAAUAAAGAAUACGUGCAGAAGAUUCCGGCAUGGAACGCCGAGAAGGGCGACGCGGUGUUGUGCUGCGCGGAGAUCCGGCUGGGUCUGCUGGCGCAGAGCUGCAACGCGCCCGGCUUCUCCACGCUCAUGGCCAACCUCUUCGUGUCGCGCAUCCACAAGGAAGACGAGCAGUGGGAAGGCACCUGGCAGAGCGACUACGGCCGCGGUGCCGCCCUGGAGUUGUCGGCGCGGGUCAUCAGCGAGUCCUUCGUGGGGAUGACCUUUCGGCAGCUGGCCGAGUUCUGUUACCGGCGCUUCGACGUGCUGCUAGUGGCCAUCAAGCUGAACCAACGCCUCUCCGCCUACCCGCUGAUCAACCCCGGCGACGACGUGCGCAUCACUCCCGGCUGCAUCGGCUUCUUCAUCGCCGACACCGUGGCCGACCUGGCGCCGGUCAUGCUGUACUGUGCGCACUGCCACCGCGACACCCUCGAUCCCAAGAGCAUUCGCCAGUGCCAGUGCGACAGCAAAGCCAACGUAACGACCAAGGAGCCGGCCAAGGAGGCCGACAGCGACGACGACAGCUACUACGACGAAGAGGCGGCUCGCCGUGCUCACGCGCUCUCCCCGGAGACCGUCAACAAGUUGUGGGAGUACAUCCGCCUGACGCCGUCCGCGUCCACGCAUCCUCCAACCAAACGGGGUCGAAAGGUCACUGACACCGACCUGGAGCGAAGCAUGGAGCUGGCGUCGCCCACCGCGCUGCGCUUCCGGCGGAAGAGCGCCAAGGAGGCGGCGGCCGCGUCCACGCCGCUGAGCGCCGCCGCCUCGCUGGACAACCUGGACAACGAGCACGUGCCGACGGAUUAUCUGUACGACUCCACCGGCUGCUUCUUCUGGAGUCCUGGCCGGCGGCUGUACGAUAUCGUCAUUGAUCGACAAGAGGCUGCCAUGCGCGACUGGCAAGACCACAUCGUUCUCUGCAUCCUCACCAAACCCGACUCACAACCUAUCGGGUUACACACUUUCGUGUGGCCCCUACGGAGCAGCACCGUCCGGCCGGAGCGACUGGCCGAGAUCGUCAUACUGUGUGAUCCGAAGUUUAUGGAGAAGGAGUGGAUGUGGCUGACCAACAUGCCCAAGCUGACCGUCGUCAAGGGAGACGCCCUGAACCGUGUGGAUCUGCGCGCCGUGAGCGUGAAGAGCGCGCGCAUGGUGGUGAUUGUGGGCGCGCCGGGCAUCCACGAGAGCCUGCUGUACAAGGGUCUGCACCACAGUCUCAUCGACAAGGAGGUCAUCAUCGCCACACAGAACGUCCGCGACAUGUCAUUCUCGGAGAAGGAAUUAUGCUUCGCCAUCCGCGACGACGAAGGCGGGGGCCGGCAGGUGAACAUCGAGGAGGAGCUGAGCGGCAACAUGGACUGGAAGGCCACGUCCAGCCUGCUGGAGCGCUUCCCCGUCGGCCACCUCAUGGGCAGCCACAUCCCCGUCAUCACGCAGCUCUGCGUGCUGAACAACACGCGCUACCUGGACCUGUACGACCGCAGUCCGCGGCUGGUGCUGGAGCCGCACCUCUCGCACGUGUACGCCUGCGGGCGCGCCUUCUCCUCCUUCGUCGUGGACGCCCUGACCAUCUGCAGUUUCUUCAAUCCCUCCAUGUACAACAUCUUCAACACGCUGGUCUUCGGCAAGCACUGCGAGGAGGUCGAGAAGAUCGUCACCGAAGGCGCCGGUCUGCUGGGUGGGGAAGGGAUCGGCGAGAAGGCGGCCUUCGUGCAGGACGAGGUCAUCAUCCGGCACAUUCCGCUGGGCGUGGCCAGCAGCCCCUUCUACGGCUACGCGGAGAUGAACUACGGCGCGCUGCUGCUGGAGGCGCUGUCCAAGUGGGGCUUCCUGUGCCUGGGCCUGUACCGGCGCAUGACGCUGUACGACGCGCUGGUGGCGCCCUCCAAGCGCUUCGUCAUCUGCAAUCCGCCGCGCGACUUCAUCCUGCACCCCACCGACCUCAUCUUCUGCCUCAUCCGCGUCGACCAGGCCAACCGCGACGCCCAGGGGCGGGCAGCCGUCGACGGGCAGGGGCAGGGGCAGGGGCAGGGGCAGGGGCACGACACGGGACGCGGCUUCGACAUCGACGACACCGUUCUCAACCGCUGGGAUUAGGCUGGUCUAACAAGACCGGUGAGGCAGUAACUGGUCACCGACUGCGUCGUCAAGCUGUCACUCGGCCAAGUCUGUAGAGUCAGCCAGUUGCCCUUGAAAUCGGAAAAAAUUUUAAAUGUACGCGAAACGUACGAAGGCAUUCUUUCUUUAUUGUUAUUUGUUUGGCCAUUGAUUUGCCAUAUUGCCGACUGUGCUCACUAAUUACUCUUUAGUAGUUCUUCUGAGGCAAGUGAAUAAAGCUGUUUCUG
Molecule: messenger RNA, 4672 nt
Organism: Paramacrobiotus metropolitanus
Lineage: Eukaryota; Metazoa; Tardigrada; Eutardigrada; Parachela; Macrobiotidae
Product: calcium-activated potassium channel subunit alpha-1-like
Exons: 27
Coding region: 573-4424 (1283 amino acids)
Biological process (GO): potassium ion transport
Cellular component (GO): membrane
Molecular function (GO): large conductance calcium-activated potassium channel activity
Source: RefSeq, a predicted model, not a curated record